This is a messenger RNA of Acyrthosiphon pisum (pea aphid), 830 nucleotides long. RefSeq lists its product as uncharacterized. The record is from RefSeq and is a predicted model, not a curated record. The transcript is spliced from 4 exons. NCBI's taxonomy places the organism in Eukaryota, Metazoa, Arthropoda, Insecta, Hemiptera, Aphididae. The coding region runs from base 12 to 551 and encodes 179 amino acids.
GCUCGGUAAACAUGACAAGACUGCACUCUGUAAUUCACAAAUUACCGAAUUGGAAACAACUAAGAGUUGUAUUAAAAUUGAUGUCAAUUAUGGGUGACCCUGUGGCAAGUUUUCCGGAAAUAAUUGAACUGAACAAAUUGCGGAGAUGGUACGAAGUACGGAUAAAUGAAAACAGACAUAUGACGUUGAAAAUGAAACAAAAUCUGAUGGUUCAGUCGAUAAACGCGUGGAGUGCACCACGGAUCAAACUGACGUCCGUUAACGUACCACAGAACCCAAUGCCAGGUGAGGGAAAAAUUGGUGCGAUGAAAAUAACUUGGAAUCGAGUGAACGAAAUGAAACGCAAAAUCAAGAAGACUAAAUCUGAGUAUAUCGACAAACUCAAACGUGUGGCGAUCAACAACGCGAGAACAAUGUACCAGACUAUGUAUAAUGACUAUUACAACAGCCAUUUGAGCAGAAACUUUAAACAGUCGUAUUAUGAUUAUUUCCCGGCAAAAGAAGAUGAUUGCUUGUUCGAGUAUGUCGCUGAUAGAAAGAACAACAAAUAAUAACACCGUGGCCGUGAUCGAUGUUUUUUUAAAUAUGCCUACAUAAUCAUGAUAUAAUAUUAUAUGCAAAAGUUUAAUUCAAGAAAUCAUAGAGUUGCGAAAGGCUUAAUUUUAUUUGAACCUGUGCUAUCCAUAAAACGUAUACACAAUACAUAUAAGUACAUAAGCCAGAUGCGAAUAGGUCAGUUGGAAAAUCGGGAAUCUUUCCGAUGAGCCGGUCCUUGUGUAGGCCAAAUUAUAAUUAUAUGAUAACAAAAAAAAAGUGAUUGAAUACAUAUA